AUUAACCCUUUAACUUGUUGAAUUGUAUAAAUGUUCCCCUUCCGACUGCUUUUAGCCGGUUUCAAUGGUACUGUGUAUCCUAUGUGUUAGUUUUAUCUUAUGUGGCGAAUGAGGUGACAUGUAGGGCUAAUGUUAUUAAAAAAGGGACAUGGAUGGUUUGUGUCCUAAUCCCCCGAUGGCUUCCUCCUCCUGUUUCUCAUCAUCCCUCAAUCGAUCAAGCAUGAAAUCAAUAGUGAACAAUCCAAAAGCUUGUGAUUGUGGUUCCAUGCAUUAUUCUAACCUCAAUGAGGGUAAAUGCAAAUAUUGGAGGUGGUUGGAUGUAGAACCUGUACAUAUGUCUCUAAAGGAUGUGGUGGAGGAAAUGAAUGUUGAAUUAGUAGCAUUGAAGACACGAAUAGAGAAGGUGAAGGAAGACAUGGAACAAAUGAAAAAGGAACAAUAUUCUUAUGCCAUUGCAAUGAAGAAAAAAUUAUAUAAGUUUACCAUAAGAUUUCUUUUUUUGAUCAUUGCGUAUAUGAUGAAAUGA
This is a messenger RNA of Lactuca saligna, 526 nucleotides long. The record is from the annotation of a GenBank genome assembly. NCBI's taxonomy places the organism in Eukaryota, Viridiplantae, Streptophyta, Magnoliopsida, Asterales, Asteraceae.